AUGCCCCCAGCGCGGCCCGAGCCGGCUGUUGGUUCUGCCGCGGUCCUGCGCGCGCCCGCUGUCCGGGACCGCUGCUGCACCUUCGCGGUGGACGGGAUAGACUCGGCGGCGAGCGAGGGGGGGAAGCGAGAACUCGCAGGCCCACAGGACAACUGCCCCCGACCGCUGGAUGAGCUUCGCGACUGGACGGGCGAAGAGGUGGACAUGUGGGACUCGGGGGUGAUCAUCACCCCCGCAGAGGUCGCUGGCACGGAGGACACCCUCGUGCAGGUGAUCGUCUGCGUGGACCCGAAGAUGUCCGUGCCUCGGUGGCUCAUAAACGUGGCAGUGCGGAACUUCUGCUUUUUGGUGAUGCUCCAGGUGCGGCGGGCGGUGGCGGCGACGCGCUUGCCGGAGCACCUGCGGGUGACGACCGAUCCCGAGAACUCCUUCUAUGCCUUUAUCCGGCGGCGCAUGGCCGAGAGCUUGCCGACGCAGCUGGCGCUGGCGCCGCCCGUGGCCGGCUCGCCCGAGGCCGCGCCUGGGCGCGCGGGCGCCUCCUUGGGGGCCUGGUGCGGCGAGGAGCGCCUCGGUGCAGAAGGGUUUUUGAUUAGGACCUUGUCUCCUGUCGCCGUGGCCGGUGACCUGGGCACUUGUUUCGACCUGGGCCCGACGAGCCUUGCUAACUUCAAGGACGGCGGGGCUCACCCAGGCACCGCGCGGUGGGCCUGGCUGGCGCUUCUGAUGGCGGCCUUGGCGGCGCUGGCGGCGCGGUAUUUCGCGUGA
Prorocentrum cordatum is the source of this 765-nucleotide messenger RNA. The record is from the annotation of a GenBank genome assembly. Lineage: Eukaryota; Dinophyceae; Prorocentrales; Prorocentraceae.